Bactrocera dorsalis (oriental fruit fly) is the source of this 1402-nucleotide messenger RNA. RefSeq names its product longitudinals lacking protein, isoforms A/B/D/L. Lineage: Eukaryota; Metazoa; Arthropoda; Insecta; Diptera; Tephritidae. The transcript has 2 exons. The record is from RefSeq and is a predicted model, not a curated record. The coding region runs from base 475 to 1107 and encodes 210 amino acids.
AAAAUUCCAAAAGAAUAUAAAACAACGCUUGAAUACAUUAUGUAUAUUUUUUUAAGUGUUUUUGUAGCAAAGAAAAUAUAAUUAAAGCGAAAAAGUUAUUAUUUCAUUUUUAUUUUAAUUUAUUUAUUUUUAUUUAAGUGCACGUGAUUAUUUGCAGACACAAUUUUUACACGCUUAAGCAUAUAUAGGCAUCAAACAUAUAAACAAAGUACUCAUCAACAUCAUCAUUAGCUAUUUAACUAUUAAAUACAACAAAAAAUGGAACAUUUUCAACAGCAAAAUGGGUUUUUAAUGCCUCAUCAAGCAUAUAUACAGACAUAUAAAGGUCAUGCGUGUGACAUAGAUACAUAAAUCAUAUGUAUAUAUAUAGCACAUUCAUCACUUGCCCGUUACAUAAUCAUCAACAGUACAAACGUUCAUACAUAAUUGGUACAUUUUUAAGCGUCAAAUCAAGCGACAUACAUACAUACAGUUAUGGACAUGUAUCCCAUACUCGGCAGUCUCCUGGGCGUUGAUACGAGCGUGACCGCGUCUGGCGCCUCGUUGCCCGGCACCUCCGCCUCCCUCACAACACGCCGGCAGGAGCCGCCAGCGACUAAUUUAUACGGUUAUUUGAAUAAUAAUAGCAGAGGUGUGGCGUCGCAGCUGCAGCGUGAGAACUUCAUGCAGUGCAAGCAUUGCAACCGUUAUUAUAAGUCGCAUCAGAAGCUGCAGGAGCAUGUGCGCAAAUAUUGUCUGAAAAAGAAAAAGUACAAGUGCAUUUCGUGUGAGUAUCGAUCGCGCCGCAAAGAUCAUGUGUUGCGUCAUGCGAAGCGUAAGCAUUGUGAGCUGUAUGAGGCGUCACGUGACAACGAAGAGAGUCUUUAUGAGAUACGCACCGAAGAGGAAGGUGACGAUCCAGCCCGCUAUGAGGAGCAUACGUUGGACUAUGAUGGUGUCUAUGGUGAGGGCGACGGUGAGGUUGAGGGCAUGCCGGUUAACGCCUUACUCGAUGUGGAAUAUUUUGGCUUCGGCCUGGGCAGCAGAGACCUGACCAUUACCGCUGUGCCCAUUUUGCAGGAAAGUGAUGACGAUGACGACGAUAACUAUGAUGAUGAAGAUGAUUGAGCGUAUAAGUGACGUUAAGAAGCAGGGAAUAUUAGUCAAAUACAUAAUUUUUUUAAAUAUGUAGUGCAGUUUUAGGCGCUUACACUUAUUUUGACGUGAUUGUGAAUUUGCAGUCUUUUAAGCUCUUGUUAUUAAUCUUAUUAGUGUGCCACAAGUUCGUAAGUGCAAGUAAUUCACGCGCAUACCAAGUAAGUACAGUGAAAACUCGAUAUAAUGAAUACUUCGAAAUAAAACUAACAAUUUAACAAAAAAUGCAACAAUACAUCGUCGCCAUGGUUUCUACCCUUGUGAUCAU